This is a messenger RNA of Adineta steineri, 582 nucleotides long. Lineage: Eukaryota; Metazoa; Rotifera; Eurotatoria; Adinetida; Adinetidae. The record is from the annotation of a GenBank genome assembly.
AUGAAAUUUUAUCUGAAUCAAUUUACUAAAAACUCUUCUUUAUGCCAUUGUAAAUUAUCUUCAAAUUCAAAUAAAGAUGACUCAAUUGAUAUGAAUUUAUAUAAUGAUGAAAAUAUUCAAAAAUACAUUGAAAAUAAAGAUUCGAAAUUAGGUGAAGAUAUAUUAUUUCUCGAUAGUGUUAAUGAAAGAUUUUUUAUGGAUAUUUCUAAUAAAUCAAUAACAUCUCCACAAAUUGAUAAUGAAACUGAUUUUAAUGAAUUAUUUUCAUUAGAAGAUUUUCCUAACGAUAUUUUUAUGAAUACUAAUCAAUGUCAAUCUUCAAAUUAUGAAGAAAUAUUAAAUAUGAUUGACACACCAUCAUCAUCUAAUCAACAAUCAAUAAAUGAACAAAUCUAUUUAAAAAAUAAUAGAUUAUCCGUAAAGAAAAUCUUACAUUUAUCGAAUUCAAAUAAACAAAUAACAAGAAACGAUCUUCGAUCUUAUUUUAUUAGUUCAACAAAAACUAUUUUAAAACCAAGUCGAGUACCACCAUAUCUUAAUUAUGCAUUUAUAUUUCAUCGUACAUUUAAAUCUUCAAGGUGA